Messenger RNA from Wyeomyia smithii (pitcher-plant mosquito), 1750 nucleotides. It is a transcript of the gene spn-F, whose product is annotated as protein spindle-F. The coding region runs from base 237 to 1409 and encodes 390 amino acids. Lineage: Eukaryota; Metazoa; Arthropoda; Insecta; Diptera; Culicidae. The record is from RefSeq and is a predicted model, not a curated record. The transcript is spliced from 2 exons.
UAACAGUUUUUGCCUUCGCGAGUCGAACUAGCAGAGGUAGUCAAAGUGCAUAACAGUGCCCAAAGUGAAUACGGGCUGGAAAAUUUAUCACUCAGAGAAAGUGACGUGUGUGCAAAGUCGCAAAAGUUAUAGGGAAAUUCUUUUUUCACUCUCGAUGUCGGUGGUCCGCUCUUCGUACUAACCUAACUACUGACGCUGAUCGUCCGUUCAGGGACGAAAAACAAACAACGGUUACAAUGGCAACCCCGGAAAAAGAUAACUGUUCCGCAUCGACGUCGUCUUCUUCGCACUACGCUCUGCACGUCGCACUGCAAACUAUGAAGGAGCGCUGCCAAUGUCUGCAGAAGCGACUUGGCGUCCUUGAGGAGGAAAAUCUAGCACUGCGUAUGGCCCAGUCAAGUAUUCAGCCCAGUGGGCGCACCUCGCCAAGCUCCUCCCAGUUGGAGCGACGAGUUUCCAACCAAACCGAACUGGAGGUGAUGCGGGAAAAGGUCUCCGAGUUGGCUCGGCAGAAAGUUCAGCUGAUGGAUCACAUUUCGAUGGUGGCUGCCGAGAAUCGUCAGCUGUGGAGUCGCCUGUCAAAGCUCACCAAGGACAAUCAAACGCUGGGGGAAACCGUCGGUCGAGUCCGGGAAACAUCCGCGGGCAGUGGAAGCUCUCAGAAUCUGAUUCGAUCUAAAACGUUCACAAAAAAUGCACCUAAUCCGAGACUUCGCGAGAGACUGCCCCGUGAGGGAGGGGACGGAUCGUCCUCUUCGGAGGAGGUCAAUCUGGAUUUGGAGGAUGUUUCACUGCUGAACAAGUGCGGCUUCAUCGAUAGUGGUGCUGGGGUGGAAAUGGGUUUCCUGCAGCAAGAUGGAGAAGAGCUGUUGCUGUUCGAUGUGGAAAAUAAUCCGGAUGCCAAACGGUGCACUGAUGGACUGAUGGACAUUCAGAAGGAGCUGCUUAAGCAGCAGACUGUACUGAAGGUCGCUUUGGGAAAGUUGCAGAUUAAUAAAGAAGCAUGCCAAACUUGCAAGAAUCGCAAAAAGGAUGUCAAACCACAGAUGGUGGAUAAAGUGGUAGAAGUGGGAAGCGAUCUGCCUAAACAGACUUUCACGGAAGAUCUGCCCUUGCCGGACAUUCCAAAAACCGCUGAAAGUGGACCGGCUGCCGCUACGAAGGUACCUGUGCCGACGUCGGAAACUGAAGCGAGCACCCUGAAGUAUGUGAACCUUCUGCAGGACAAAAUCAAAGCGGAUGCGCGGGAUAAAAUGUGCCCCAUGUGCGGCAAGAUUUACGUGAAGAACGUUCCCUUCGACGAGUUCCAGGAGCAUGUCGAGUCACAUUUCAACGACGACGGCAGCGAUCUGGACCUGAGUCUGGAUCGAACCUACGAGUAUAUUUCGCAGACGGUCGGUAACUUUUGACGACCUGCGGCCGAGCGGCGGAGGAUUUACUUUUUCAGCGAAUUAUAGAGUUAGGGCGGACAGUUCAAGCGACUGGUAUUAUGCGAGCGAUUAUCCUCCUCCUCUUACUACUGAGUUCGGGUCUGGUUGUUUUUAACUGUGCAUCGGUUCGGAUUUGCGUCAUAUUAGAAAGAAGCAGCGUUCGGCUUAUCCUGUAACAAGAUUAUAUCUUGAUUAAGCUCUUUUAGUGGCGAAAGCCGGAACACACUCUCUCUAGAGUUUUCAAAAUGUAUUUUAUCACGUGCUGAGUUGAAGCAAAUAUUUACUUGGUAGCCUUACAAUAAAUUCUAUUUAGAUCGUUA